This is a messenger RNA of Aureobasidium subglaciale EXF-2481, 1588 nucleotides long. RefSeq lists its product as uncharacterized. Bases 214 to 1524 code for a protein of 436 amino acids. The transcript has 8 exons. Gene Ontology annotation, molecular function: 3-oxoacyl-[acyl-carrier-protein] synthase activity. Gene Ontology annotation, biological process: fatty acid biosynthetic process. Lineage: Eukaryota; Fungi; Ascomycota; Dothideomycetes; Dothideales; Saccotheciaceae. The record is from RefSeq and is a predicted model, not a curated record.
AACGUGUCAUGGGGCUUGUGUAGACAGUCAGUUCCAUGAGCUUAUUCAUCGGGACACCAUCCUCACCACCAGUUGAGUAGGUUCUGCUGCAUUGCGAUUUGUGCGAGGGAUGCGCGAAGAUAUGUACACAUGGCCCGUGCGUUAUACUCUCCACGCCUUUACCGAAGCACCUUGUCUGUUAGUCGAGGUACAUGCCCUGAACAAUCUUGACAAAUGCAAAAUGCAAUGCGGAGGAUAGUUGUCACUGGCCUAGGGGCUGUGACUCCCCUUGCAGUUGGUGUUCUGCCCACCUGGAGGCGACUGAUCAAUGGAGAAUGCGGGAUUGUGAACAUCACGAACAGAGAUCCGAAAUUUUCCUCUCUGCCAUCUCAAAUCGCAGGUAUUAUCCCUGCCAGUCUCCGACACGGAGAUGGAGGAUGGAAUCCAAAGGAUUGGUUACGGCCAGGCGAUGAUCGGAAGAUGGCACUAUUCGCGCAGUAUGCUAUGGCUUCAGCUGAUGAAGCUCUUCGGGACGCGAAUUGGAGGCCAGAAUCUGAGGAGGAUCUCCAAGCAACGGGUGUCUACAUCGGAUCUGGUAUUGGGAGCCUGGACGAUGCCUACAACACUGCUGUGGAGUUUGAGAAAGGCGGCUACAAGAAAGUGUCGCCCCUAUUCGUACCCAGGCUCUUAAUCAAUCUAGCCGCAGGUCACAUUUCCAUGAGAUAUGGAUUCAAGGGGCCUAACCACGCAGCGACAACGGCGUGUACAACGGGUGUCCAUGCAAUCGGUGAUGCUGCCCGCAUGAUCGCCUUCGGAGAUGCAGAUGUGAUGGUUGCUGGGGGUGCAGAGUCUUGCAUCCAUCCGCUCGCCAUCGCUGGAUUUUCUCGCGCAAGAAGUCUAGCUACUGAAUGGAACGAUAGGCCACAGGAAGCCUCAAGACCGUUUGACAACGCUAGGGCGGGCUUUGUGAUUGGCGAGGGAGCCGGUGUUGUGGUACUUGAGGAACUGGAGCAUGCGAAAGCACGUGGAGCCUCCAUCUAUGCUGAGGUCAGAGGCUACGGCCUUUCAUCUGAUGCACAUCAUAUGACGGCUCCUCGAGAAGAUGGUCAGGGACCGUGCCUCGCUAUGAAGCGUGCACUGAAGCAAGCAGGCAUCAAACCUAGCAAAGUUGACUAUGUGAAUGCUCACGCUACUUCAACAGUACUCGGCGAUGCUGCCGAGAAUCGUGCCAUAAAGACUCUGUUACUCGGCGAAGAGGGAUAUGCGAGUGCUAUGCAAAUCAACGCAAGCAGCACCAAAGGUGCAGUCGGACAUCUCUUAGGAGCUGCCGGAGCCGCCGAGACCAUAUUCACUGUACUGGCACUGAAAGAUGACAUUUUACCACCAACACUCAAUCUCAGACAGGCGGGCGACCCUGCAUCUGACUUCGAUUGCAACUAUGUCCCCAACACAGCCCAAGACUGCAAAGUACAAGUCGCGCUAUCAAAUAGCUUCGGCUUUGGAGGGACAAAUGCUAGCAUUUGUUUGAGCAAAUACGAGGGCUGACAGCUCGAGAACCGACUCUUCAGCUCAUUUUUGAGACGGAGUCAUCUGUAUAGACCAACAAUUA